Molecule: messenger RNA, 1518 nt
Organism: Pseudozyma flocculosa PF-1
Lineage: Eukaryota; Fungi; Basidiomycota; Ustilaginomycetes; Ustilaginales; Ustilaginaceae
Exons: 1
Coding region: 1-1518 (505 amino acids)
Biological process (GO): box H/ACA snoRNP assembly
Cellular component (GO): nucleoplasm; cytoplasm
Source: RefSeq, a predicted model, not a curated record
AUGGACGGCUUCCUCGUGCCCUCGUACAGCAUAGCCCAGACACCCACCUCGCUCGACAUCACAAUCACCCUCCCUGCCUCGGCCGCCGCCGCCACCUCGCCGCAUGCCGCGCCCCCCGCGGCCAAGACGGCCGUCUCGUCGCGCAUCUUUGCCUUCCACUGCGCAUCCUACUACCUCCCGCUCGUCUUUCCCGCACCCCUCGUCGCACCCGCCACAAACGACGUCGCACCGGCGCUCUCCGACGAUGGCGCCUCGGCCGUGUACACCGUCCACCUGCUCAAGGGUUCCGCCGGGUUGUGGGACGGCCUCGAGGCGCUCCAGCCCCAGCUCAUGCCCGACGACGAGGUCGGAGCCAUGCAGAGGGACAUGGAGGCCAAGCAGGGCCUCUUUGCCCCCGAUGAUCAGGCGCAGGGGCAGCCAAUAGCGUCCGGGACAGCGGCCGACCGCGAUCACGACAACGACAGCGACCGCGACGUCCACCGGCUGCUACAGCGGGGCAUGACGAGUGCCGGCCUGGUCGACCUCGACGCACCCGCCUCAUCCAAGCCUCUGCCCUCGACGGCCGCAGCUCCAUCCUCAUCGCACCCGGCGUCCAGUCAAGCGCACGGCCACGGCUACGGCUUCCGGUCCGCCUUCACCGGUCCCCUCGUGCCGGGCGGCGAGGCAGACGUGCGCAACAUCCUCGAGGUCUCGGACCCGGCCUCCGUCCCGCCAUCCGACCGUGCGCUCCAGGCCGAGGCGUACGAAGAGCAGCAGUGGGACGAGGGCAUCUACCUCGACAACUACCUCGACUUUGACGGAGAGAUGGCCGCCCUCGUCUCUUUCCGGCCGCCCAUCGUCGCUGCCGCCGCACUCGCCGCCGCCGACGCUGCUGCCAUCCCCUCGACGACAACGACGGGCAGCCUGGACGACGAGACGGCGUCGGUGCUGGUCCAGCUUUUGUUUGGCUACCUCUACGAGAUGCAGGCCAACUACGGCGAGACGACGGUUGAGUCGAGCUGGACCAUUGCCAAGCUGUCGCGCACCCUCUGCUCCGCCUCGCUGCCGCUCGAACCGACGUCCGGGACAAGGGGGGGGAUAGGAGCGACGAUGCCGCAACGUCGUCUUCUAGCUACCCUGCGGGCGACGAUGCGGCGGGCGCUCGUCGUGCCGCUGUACCGACACUGGCACCUCUCCCUAUCCGUCCUCUCCAACGUGGUCGCGCUGCUUCGAGGCGGCAAGGCGCACGUCCUACCCGUACUGGCCUCGAUAUCGGACCUCUUCCAGUCCGACCCGGUCGGAACCGCCGUCCUGGCCCGCCUAGACGAGGUAUGGGUACGUCCCCUGUCGCAGCGCCUCGGGCAGCUCUCUGACCAAGCCGCCGACGCCGCACUGAGCGCGCUGGCGGACGAGGUGCAGAGCCACGUCGCGGGUGGUUGCCUCGAUAAGCGGCUGGUCGGCGGCGAGACGUGGGAUAUCGAGGUGUCGGAACAGGCCGCUAGGCUCGCUGUCGAGCAGGGCGAGGGUGGCUUUGUCUAG